This is a messenger RNA of Staurois parvus, 342 nucleotides long. Lineage: Eukaryota; Metazoa; Chordata; Amphibia; Anura; Ranidae. The record is from the annotation of a GenBank genome assembly.
UCAUGCUGCUGCCAGGUCCAGAGUCUCUCAUGGGUCCCUGUACGGCCUCCCAUUGCUGCUGUCUCCAUCGCCACACUCUGCCAUGUGCCACUUUCAGGUCUCCUCACACUGCUGGUGUGUUCCAUUUUUUGUCAUAGGGUGCUGGCAGAUUACGGGCCUCCCAUAGCUGCUGCCAGGCCCCUAAUCUGCCAUGGGCCCCUAUACCGCCUCCUCAUGCUGCUGCCAAGUCCAGAGUCUGUCAUGGGUCCCUGUACGGCCUCCCAUUGCUGCUGUCUCCAUCGCCACACUCUGCCAUGUGCCACUUUCAGGUCUCCUCACACUGCUGGUGUGUUCAAUUUUUUG